This is a messenger RNA of Rotaria sp. Silwood2, 1884 nucleotides long. The record is from the annotation of a GenBank genome assembly. NCBI's taxonomy places the organism in Eukaryota, Metazoa, Rotifera, Eurotatoria, Philodinida, Philodinidae.
AUGAUAAGUAAUAUUUCAUUAGCCUCACCUCAUUCACUUUAUAUUAAUGGAAAUUCUUUUUCAAAACUUACAUUAUCUCUUUUACCUAAUCCAGAACAAAUCAAUUUAAAUGCAUCAUCAUCAUCAUCAUCAUCAUCAUCAACUAGUCCUAUUCAAUGGUUAAGACCUGAUCAAAUAAUUCCACAAGAAUGGUCUGAUAAUGUUCGAACACAAUGGGCUGUUUUUCGAGAUCCAAAACCAAAUGAUGUACUUCAAGGAGCUUUAGGUGAUUGUUGGUUUAUAACAGCAUUAAGUGUUCUUGCUGAAGAACCUGAAUAUUUAAUGAGAGUACUUAUUUCUAAACAAUAUAAUUCUGAAGGUAUUUAUUGUGUACGUUUAUGUAAAGAUGGUGAAUGGACUCAAGUUCUUGUUGAUGAUCGUCUUCCAUGUACAUCAAAUAAAAAAUUAGCUUAUUCUCAAGCACAUCGAAAACAACUUUGGGUUCCAUUAAUUGAAAAAGCUUUAGCAAAAUUAAAUGGAAGUUAUGAAGCAAUUAUUGCUGGUCGAUGUUGUGAAGGUUUAGCUACAGUAACAGGAAGUCCAUGUGAAACAUUAAUUCUUGGUCGUUCUAAUAAUCCUGAUGAUAAAAAUGUUGAUUAUGAUAGAUUAUGGUCAAAAUUAUUAAAUGCACGUUCUCAAAGAUUUUUAAUGUGUGCUAUGUGUUGUAAUAAUCUUAUUAAUAAAGAAGAAUAUGAAAAAUUUGGUUUACUUAAUAUUCAUGCUUAUUCAUUACAAGAUCUUAAACAAUCAAAAGAUGGAAAACAUAGAUUAGUUAAAUUAAGAAAUCCAUGGGGUGGGACAUUUAGAUGGACUGGUGAUUGGUCAGAUGAUUCUCAUUUAUGGUCGGAAAAUCCAGAUUUACAUGUUGAAUUACUUAAUCACAAACGAAAUAAACGUGAUGGAGUUUUUUGGAUGCCAUUUACAUCAUUUGUUAAAUAUUUUGAAUGUGUUGAUAUUUGUAAAUUAAGAAAUAAUUGGUAUGAAGUUAGAGAUUCAGCUAAUUUUUAUCCAUCUCCUAAAAUGAUGCAAGCUUAUUAUUUAACGAUAUCACGUGCAACUGAACUUGAUAUAACACUUCAUAGAAAAAUAAGUAAAAAUCUUCGUAUUCAACGAAGUGAUGUUAGUCUUUGUGUUACUGUUAUAAAUAUGGAAGAAAAACCCAAUGGAAAUUAUCGUAUUUAUUCAAUACCAAUUGUAAGUCGACGUGGUCAACAUAAACUUGUUUCAACUGAUGGUUUUCUUCAACCAGGAACUUAUGUUAUUUUACCAUUUUUAUUUAAUCAAAUUAAUAAAUAUUUGGAUAAUACUGAGUUUACUAUUGCUCUUCAUAGUUCUCAUGUAAUAGAUAUUCAACGUGUAAAAUUUCCUCUACGAAUUGAACGUGAAUUUUUAAUAAAACUUUGUAUAUUUCAUGGUGAACCAGUACGUACAUCAAAAAAUUUGGAUAAUGAUGAUAAUCAAUCUGAUGGUGUUACAAUAUAUGAAUUAAAAAAAUAUUGGGAUGGUCUUAUAUUACUUGUUGAAAAUCGUCAUCCAUCAAAAUAUGUUCAUUUUCAUUUUCGUUGUACUCUAUCACAAAAUACUUUGAUAUCAAGAAAAGAUUCUCAACGAGAAUUAUUUGAUAUUAUACCACCAAAUUAUAGACAAAUAAUUGUAACUAUUUCAAGAAAAAGUCCAUCAAGUUCAUAUAGUAUUGGACAUGAUUUUCAAUAUAUACUUUCAUCACAAAAUUUUAUUAAAUAUGGUGAAGGUGUUAAACAAAAACAUUGGCCAAAAAUUGAUGAAAGUCAAUUAAGUGAUGAUAUUCAUUUACCACAAUGCAUUUUUUCUGUAAAACAUAAUUAA